UAUAUUAUUUGUAUUUUCUCGUGUCGAUUGUUGCGUCAUCCGCUCUUGCACCAGCGAAUAAUUCUUCAAAUUUAUAUUUCAAUCCCUCAAAUAAUUCGCAGUAAAAAUCUACCAUCUGCCUGAGACACUCUCCAAAAUCCACAAACUCGUGGAGUAAAAAUCAAAGUGAAGAUAGAAGUUCUAUAAAUUCUGCGUUUUUCACAUGGCAGACUCGUGUUUCGUCUUGAAUUCACUCACUGUCAAUUACAGGACAAUUAACAGUAUCCCAGAACAAAAUUUGCACUGAGACAGAAGAAACUGAAGAAAAAGAAUUUACAAUGGCGCCCAAAAAUAAAGAGAACUCCGCCUCAAACAAAAAGAAGACAAAAACCGCAGUGAUAGAGUAUGAAGACGACGACGAAGACUAUCGCAGACGUAGAGAUCGAAAUAAUCAGGCAGUGAAACGUUCCCGAGUUAAAAGUAAACUUCGAACUCAACAGACCCUGGAGCGAGUGAACCAACUCAAAACCGAGAACGAACUCCUGGAGGAAAAGAUCAAAAUGCUCACCAAGGAGUUGGGCUUCCUCAAGGAUUUAUUUCUAGCUCACGCAGGCUCAAAUCAACACACACUAUCAAUUCAAGACAUAGACCUUAAUGCUCUACUCGCUGAUGACUCUAGUACUAGCCAAAAAAGUACAACGAGACUCUAAACACCAUUUACUGCCACGAUUUAAAUUAAUAAAUCAGGCACGGCUGAAUUAUUGAGUCUCAACUUUGAAAUUAAACGGUGAGCGGCCAAUGUCGGACAUCUUGGAACGAUGCCAACACCGGAGCAAUUUGCUUUGCGCUGCUCAAAAAUUCAGAGCAACAAAACAAGAUAGAUAAAAUGAGAAUAUCCUUAUUUUCACCCCCCUCUCAGCAGUUGCAAACGCAAAAACAUUCGAGAGGGGGGAAAAUAACAUCGUCAUACACCCAACGAAUGAACAGAGCCAUUUGGAAAUAACAUUCCAUAAAAUAACAGCGAAAGAGGAAAUGUGUGACUCAGUGUUGAGUCACUAGAGCGUUUGAAAAGUCAUAUCAAACAUUAGAAAAUGUACAUACAAUUAUAAAUUCAUGGACAAGUAAAAAUAAUCGAUUGAUAAAAAAUAAUAGAAAAGGGAGUGAAUCUUUCCUGAAAUAAAUCUUUCGUAAAAA
Molecule: messenger RNA, 1173 nt
Organism: Fopius arisanus
Lineage: Eukaryota; Metazoa; Arthropoda; Insecta; Hymenoptera; Braconidae
Gene: Irbp18
Product: CCAAT/enhancer-binding protein gamma
Exons: 3
Coding region: 318-689 (123 amino acids)
Biological process (GO): regulation of transcription by RNA polymerase II; DNA-templated transcription
Molecular function (GO): RNA polymerase II cis-regulatory region sequence-specific DNA binding; DNA-binding transcription factor activity, RNA polymerase II-specific
Source: RefSeq, a predicted model, not a curated record